AUGAGUUUGCUCGCUGCUGAGUUCCGCGGCAAGGCUGACUUUCUGCUCGUGGGCUGCAUGGAAAACCACACCAGCGACGGCAUCCCCUUCGGCACGAACAACGGGUUCCCUGGCGCGGAUGGCGAGAACAACGGUCGAUGGAACAUCCCCCAGCCGAAAACGCUGCAAGAGCGCAUCGACUCGGUGGCGGCUUUUUACAGGGAUUUCUCAGACUACCUCGUCAGCACAGGAGAGCCCAAGUUGGAUAUACCUUGGGUCGUGGACGGGAUGGGCAAUGAGGUGGGGGAUACCUACAUGGCAUAG
This is a messenger RNA of Prorocentrum cordatum, 303 nucleotides long. Lineage: Eukaryota; Dinophyceae; Prorocentrales; Prorocentraceae. The record is from the annotation of a GenBank genome assembly.